This is a messenger RNA of Closterium sp. Naga37s-1, 756 nucleotides long. NCBI's taxonomy places the organism in Eukaryota, Viridiplantae, Streptophyta, Zygnematophyceae, Desmidiales, Closteriaceae. The record is from the annotation of a GenBank genome assembly.
AUGGUCCCUGUACAGUCUUUCACAGGUGGGCUGCUGGGCACAGGUGGGGCUGCUGGUCACAGGUGGGGCUGCUGGUCACAGGUGGGGCUGCUGGUCACAGGUGGGGCUGCUGGUCACAGGUGGGGCUGCUGGUCACAGGUGGGGCUGCUGGUCACAGGUGGGGCUGCUGGUCACAGGUGGGGCUGCUGGUCACAGGUGGGGUUGCUGGUGCUGGUGCUGGCGGCUGGCGCUGGUGCUGGUUCCUGGUGCUGGCAGCUGGCACUGGGGCUGGUUCCUGAUGCUGGCGGCUGGCGCUGGGGCUGGUUCCUGGUGCUGGCGGCUGGCGCUGGUGCUGGUUCCUGGUGCUGGCGGCUGGCACUGGGGCUGGUUCCUGGUGCUGGCGGCCGGCGCUGGGGCUGGUUCCUGGUGCUGGCGACUGGCGCUGGGGCUGGUUCCUGGUGCUGGCGGCUGGCGCUGGGGCUGGUUCCUGGUGCUGGCGGCUGGCGCUGGGGCUGGUUCCUGGUGCUGGCGGCUGGCGCUGGGGCUGGUUCCUGGUGCUGGCGGCUGGCGCUGGGGCUGGUUCCUGGUGCUGGCGGCUGGCGCUGGUGCUGGUUCCUGGUGCUGGCGGCUGGCGCUGCGACCGCCGGUGCGACAGACGAGGUGCAAGGUGGCGCUGGCUGCAGUCGAUGGCGCAAACGCGAUCGCGGGCCGCUGGCGACUUCGCUGGCGACUUUGCUGGCGGGUCGCUGGCGGCGGGUCCGCUGGCGUUCGCCAUAG